Cotesia congregata is the source of this 1074-nucleotide messenger RNA. The record is from the annotation of a GenBank genome assembly. NCBI's taxonomy places the organism in Eukaryota, Metazoa, Arthropoda, Insecta, Hymenoptera, Braconidae.
AUGCACGCAUUUUUAAAAACUGGUAAGUUGGGACCAGGAGAUAUAAAAAAACCCACAACUUCUAAGUCUAAGGAAGGAAAAGCCGGCCCAGCACCUCCAUGGGUUGAAAAAUACCGCCCAAGAACCGUCGAGGACGUCGUCGAGCAAAAUGAAGUAGUGGAAGUACUGCGACAAAGUAUGUCCGGAGGUGACUUUCCAAAUCUUCUAUUUUAUGGACCACCUGGUACUGGUAAGACAAGUACAAUUCUCGCAGCUGCUAGACAACUGUUUGGAAAUAUUUAUAAAGACCGUAUUUUGGAACUUAAUGCUUCGGAUGAACGUGGAAUCCAAAUUAUCAGAGAUAAGGUCAAAUCAUUUUCGCAACUAACAGCAUCUGCCACUCGACCAGACGGAACUCCUUGCCCACCUUUCAAAAUCAUCAUACUAGACGAGGCAGACAGUAUGACGGAUGCAGCGCAAUCAGCACUGCGUCGUACAAUGGAGAAGGAAUCCCACAGCACUCGGUUCUGCUUAAUUUGUAAUUACGUAUCUCGCAUCAUCGGGCCUCUGACUUCCCGUUGCACCAAGUUCCGGUUCAAACCGCUUGGUCAGGAAAAAAUAAUAGAGCGAUUAGAGCACAUUUGCAAGGAAGAGAAUCUAGUUACUGAUAAGUACGUACUAACGAAGUUGGUUGAUGCGUCAGGAGGAGACUUGCGUAAAGCAAUCACUUCUCUGCAAUCUGUUACGAGACUCAAAGGAAAAGACGUUGAGAUAACUGUUGAUGACGUUGUUGAAGUUACCGGGGUAGUACCAGAUAGAUGGCUGAACAGAUUGCUGGAAGUCUCCCAAGGAAAAGAUUUUAGUAAAGUUGAGGAUUUUGUUGAUGAAUUUUUGCUGGAAGCUUAUUCUACUUCUCAGCUUAUUGAACAGCUAAAUGAUAGAAUAAUUGUAUCGGAUGAUUUUUCUGAUAAACAAAAAGCAGUAAUUGGAGAAAGACUUGCUCAAUGCGCGUACAGAUUACUUGAAGGUGGAAGUGAAUAUAUACAACUUAUAAAUUUAUGCUGUGUUAUUAUGCAAGCUAAUCAACGGCGUUGA